CAUUACAGUACCUAAUGAAAAUGCAUCAUUACUUUCUACUUAUGUAUCCCAAGGCCUAUCAUCUAACAUACAGCGUAGGUGGAAGUGUCUUGAAAACUAUAAAACAUUAUAUAAAUAUUAGCUUAUUAAAUCCACACUGGGUCAAGAACAGGUACUUUACCUUUCAUAUCCACCACUUUCUAGUUGCACGACCUCAAGCAUUACUUUGAACCUCUCUGAACCGCUAUUCUACUCAGUGAAGUGGGAGUAGGGACAAGAAAAUAACAACAAUUAGUGACUUACAUGCCUAUUAACUUACUUAGUUCUAUGUGGUAGAUACUAUUAUUAAGUACUUUGCCCAAGGUCAUGAAAUUAGUAGGCACGGGAGCCAGGAUCACACCUCUGCUGUGCUGCUGUCCUUGGCAUUGUAGCAAGGAUGCCGAGAUCAUUCGUGUAAUAAAGCUUUGUACCUGUUAAACAUUAUUACAUUAUUACGCUUGGUGUCACUGGUAUUCCAUGGAUUUUGGUCAUGCCUCCAUCAGUACAGAGUGCCUUGAUAUGCCUUCUCUGCUGGAUUUUAAGCUUUGUGAAAGUAGAGAUUUCAGCUUUAUCUCUGAACCCCCAACAUCUAGCACAAAGGAGGUGUUCAGUAAGUCUCAUGAAUAUUAAAUGACCGUUUCAUCUCUGUGACUCCCACACCUUGCACAGCACCUGGCACACUGUAAGCACAUAACAGGUACUUAGUGAAUAAAUUCUAGGAAAAGACAUAAAUGUACACGGAAUAAAAAUCAAGUGAAAUUUGAAUCACUGAAUUUAGGGGUCUUUGUAUUUUUUUCCGUAAAGUUGUCUGGUUCGAGAGGCAAUAUGAAAUAGUGAAAGGAGCUCCAGAGUGACAGGCAGAGAGGCCUUGGGCUCAAAUCUGGGGUACGCUACCACUCCUAAUCCUGACCAAACCUCUUCCCUCCUAGGGACUUUCCUUCCCUAAGCUUCCUAUCUGCACAGGGGCUCCAACACUGUCCAAGUCUAAGUGCCUACAGACAAACUGCUUGGAAAAGUCCUUCAUGCGAGACCCCAUCAUUCUUCCUUAUUCUGCGCAGGGCGGAGAGUUAGGUUGCCGGGCAACCGUGGCUGGGGGCGGGGGCGCAGGGGCGCAGCAGCGGAGAUCCUGGGAACUCGGCGGACCCGACUCCGUGCGGUGGGAACGGUUACCUUGCCCGCUUGGGUGGCAGCUGCCAGGCACGGUUUUCAGACAGUCUCCAUAUGCCGGGCAGUGUUCAAGGACCUGUGAAAACAGCAGUGGACAAGAAAUGUGUAAUUGGUGCCCCUGUGGAGUUUACAACCUAGAGGAGCCACCGUCUGAGGCAGAUUCUAUCAUCAUCCCCAUUUUACAAGAAUGGAAACAGUCACGGCAGGUUGGAUCACCAAAGCCCGAGGUUACACGGCUGUGAACUUCCCGAGAGCCAGCGUCCUCUUCUAGAAAAGAGAAAUAUCUGGAAUACUACUUCUGGGGAGUAUUAUGAUAAUUAUACAAAUUAAUAUAAGUAAAACAAUGCCCUGCCUUAAUAAGGGCUUCCAUAAAUGGUUAUUAUGA
Messenger RNA from Zalophus californianus (California sea lion), 1570 nucleotides. RefSeq lists its product as uncharacterized. The transcript has 4 exons. NCBI's taxonomy places the organism in Eukaryota, Metazoa, Chordata, Mammalia, Carnivora, Otariidae. Bases 1041 to 1427 code for a protein of 128 amino acids. The record is from RefSeq and is a predicted model, not a curated record.